ACCACACAAGAAAUGGAGAGGGAAAGGAAUUUAUUUGUCACGUUAAUAGCGUGUGACUCCAAAGCCAAAGGCAAGUCAGAAGCACAACACAAAACGAGAGAAAGAGAGAGAAGAAAAUACAUGAAAUUGAAAGAUGAACGAAGAUGGCGUAAGCUCUGCCAAUCCCAAUCUCUCUCUUCCGAAACCACCUUCUUCUCCUCCCACACCUGCAGCAAGUUCUGCGGGGGCCUCGUCGCCGGCGUUUCCGCCAAAUGGUGAUGUUCGUCGCCGCCACAAAUCAAGUGCGGAUUCGCGCGAGGUUGUGGGUUCGUUGCUGCAAGGCUCUUCGGUUCCCUCCUGCCGGCCAUGGGAGCGCGGCGAUUUGCUGCGCCGCCUUUCGACGUUUAAGCUCGCCGGGAAAUUGCCCAAGGUUGCUGGGUCGUUGGCUUGUGCGAAGAGAGGUUGGGUGAAUGUGGGUGUUGCUAAGAUUGAGUGUGAGAUAUGUCGUGCUCAAUUAGAUUUUGCCGUGCCUUCAGCUUCAUCUUUUGAAGGUGAAUCUAUAAUUCUAAUGGAUUUUUUUUUUUGGUUUUGCUUUUUAAUGAUGGGGGAUGGGAUUGCUGAUUCUGCUAGAUUUCCAACUCAAAGGUCUGCUCAGAAUAAAACUCCUCAUCAUCAAGCCACACACUGA
Molecule: messenger RNA, 667 nt
Organism: Vigna umbellata (rice bean)
Lineage: Eukaryota; Viridiplantae; Streptophyta; Magnoliopsida; Fabales; Fabaceae
Source: RefSeq, a predicted model, not a curated record